Molecule: messenger RNA, 3089 nt
Organism: Xyrauchen texanus (razorback sucker)
Lineage: Eukaryota; Metazoa; Chordata; Actinopteri; Cypriniformes; Catostomidae
Product: clavesin-2-like
Exons: 5
Coding region: 588-1577 (329 amino acids)
Cellular component (GO): membrane
Molecular function (GO): phosphatidylinositol bisphosphate binding
Source: RefSeq, a predicted model, not a curated record
UCACAGGAACCAUACGGACCGGGAUCGAGACCGUAUUGUCUCCUCACGAAGGAGAUACAGGAUGGAAAUCUAGCUUUGGAGAAAGACUGGGAUCGUGCGUCCUGAUGAUGCUCGGACUCCAAUUCAUGCCAACAUUUGCAAUGCGCGUUAAAUGGAGACUUAUGACAAGAGAUGCUGCAGGGUGCCGCAUGAUGAUGGUAGGAUAGAGUCGAGCUUAUAGUGGUCGUUUUUUGAUGUUUUCGGGGUGCGAUGGAAUGAUUGAAUGGAUUUUGUGGUCGAUUUAACGAACAAACGCCACCAGACUGAUUAUUGACACGAUAUUAUUGGUGCGAUAUCAGCCUGCAUACAAUCGAUUACUGAAUGUAUGUGAAUUAUGUUACAGUUAUAAAGCCACAACACAGUUAAAACUCACAAGGACUUAACUAACAGUGUCAUACUCGGAACCAUCUCCAAAGUCAGGUUUUGAUUUGAAAGAACUGCAGGGUGAGGGCGCUUUAUGAUUGGCAUUUUUCAUGAUCAAAUAUACUAUACAUAGUGUAGUAUUUAUUAUAGUUCAGUAUAUAUAGCCUUGAUCCAGAGCAAGGACAAUGACUCAUUUACAAGCAGGCCUCUCUCCAGAAACCCUGGAGAAAGCCAAGGUGGAGCUAAAGGAGAACCCUGACACUUUGCAUCAGGACAUCCAGGAGGUGAGGGACAUGAUCAUCACCCGUCCAGACAUUGGCUUUCUCAGGACAGACGACGCUUUCAUCCUGCGCUUUCUCAGAGCACGGAAAUUUAACCAUUUCGAGGCCUUCCGCCUCCUGGCCCAGUACUUUGAGUAUCGCCAACAGAACCUGGAUAUGUUCAAGAACUUGAAAGCCACUGAUCCAGGCAUCAAACAGGCUCUGAAGGAUGGAUUUCCUGGGGUUCUGUUGAAUUUGGAUAGAUACGGGAGGAAGAUUCUUGUUCUGUUCGCAGCGAACUGGGAUCAAAGCAGGUACACUUUUGUGGAUAUUCUGCGAGCUAUCUUACUUUCUCUGGAGGCAAUGAUAGAAGACCCAGAGCUACAAGUAAAUGGAUUUGUCUUGAUCAUAGACUGGAGUAACUUCACUUUCAAGCAAGCUUCCAAGCUAACUCCAAGCAUGCUGAGAUUGGCUAUUGAGGGCCUGCAGGAUAGCUUCCCAGCAAGGUUUGGAGGAAUCCAUUUUGUCAACCAACCUUGGUACAUCCAUGCUCUGUACACAGUUAUCCGGCCUUUCCUGAAGGACAAAACAAGAAAAAGGAUUUUCAUGCAUGGGAACAAUCUGAACAGCUUGCACCAGCUGAUCUUGCCCGAGAUUUUGCCAUCUGAGCUGGGUGGCAUGCUGCCUCCUUACGAUAUGGGCACCUGGGCCAGGACAUUGCUUGACCACGCAUAUGAUGAGGAGACGGACUACUGCCCCGAGUCCUACACCUUAUCUGUCAAAGACCUGGAGAAAGAUCUGUCCCCAAAAACCAUGAAGAGGUCCCAGUCUGUUGUUGAGCCCGGUGUCCUGAAACGACCAGAAAAAGUGAAAAGUGAAGAAGAGAACAUGCAGCCGCUCCUUUCACUGGACUAAAAGCUCUUAAUUCCCCAGGCAACGAGGAAUCGUCAAACCCCAUACACUGGGGAGGAGCACCCUGUUCCUAUAAUGCGAGAGAAAAAAAUGUACAAAGAAAUGAAACAUUAAGGAGAGGAUGAAAUGUGGAGAGAUGUACAGCCUCCAGAUGCAUUGUUGAGAGCUGCCAUUUAAAGUGAUAUUUUUGAAGCAAAGAGCAAACGGCAGACACCCGUAUGUAAUUGUCAAGUGCCAAUUUAAAUCUGUAGAUACACUUUAGUUCUAGACGUGAGAUAGAGAGAGUAAUUGUGAUAUGAAGCUGGAAAGACUGCUGUGAUAUAUCCUGUAUGUGCUUCUUGUGAUUAUUAUGUAGAACAUGGUACUAUAGGAUGGGUAAUCAUGCUUAUAAAGAUUCACAAGCUCUGGGGUUUCCGACAUUUAUAAUCCCCAGAUCGGGCGUUGCUCAGGAGUUUGGGAUGAGAGGGAGUAUUUGGAAAACGUAGAGCUGUUGAUAGUGUUAGACAGACAUAUGCUGCUUCCAUUUAAAGGAGUCACCUCUAAAAUGUUGUCAUUAUUUACUCACCCUCAAAAUUGCAAACCUGUUGAACACAAGGUGAACUAAAAAAGGAAAAAAGAAACAAAAAGCUUCUUCCAUGCAAUAACAGCUCCAAAAUAGAAAAAAUAAGUAUAAUAAUUGUUAUUCACUGAGCCUCAUCUCAUCUGCUGAAGCUCAUGUCUAGCCCAUGUUCACAUCCAGAAAUAAACUUUUAUGGUACUUUUAUGGUGUUUGAAAGUCACUAUAAACGUCGUUGUAUAGAGAGUGUAUAGAAAGAUUCUUAAAAUGUCCACUUUUGUGUUUCAACAAAAAAAAGAGUAAGUGGCUGUUCACACUGAACGUCCGCACCAUUUUAAAUAGUUCUUCGAUGUAAAGAUAUGCUAGAAAAGACUUCCGGCCUCAGGGCCGUAUAAGGCCUCGAGAAAAUUUGACCCUACUAUUUGAGAAAUCAUUUGAACAUUUAAAAAAAUUGCCUUGAUUUAAUUAACUGUUAAAAUUGUUUUAUUAUGAUUACAGAUUAUUUUAAAUAAUAUCAAUGCAAAAUAUUGUAUAAUUGAAAUACAUUUUUUACUUUUUCUUGGUACAUAAGCACAUAACAGAAUGUGUACGUUCAUUUCAACCCACAAUCAGAAAUUGCAAGCAAUUGUAUGAUGUGCAAAUAAUUUUGUAAAUACUCGAAGGUUCCCCACCCAUGCGCUAGACAGACGUCUUUGAUCGUUGCACAAUUAUUUUUACCAUUUUUACCGGUACAAAUGACAAAAAAAAAAACAAUUAUAUAUAUACACUCACCUAAAGGAUUAUUAGGAACACCAUACUAAUACUGUGUUUGACCCGCUUUCGCCUUCAGAACUGCCUUAAUUCUACGUGGCAUUGAUUCAACAAGGUGCUGAAAGCAUUCUUUAGAAAUGUUGGCCCAUAUUGAUAGGAUAGCAUCUUGCAGUUGAUGGAGAUUUGUGGGAUGCACAUCCAGGGCAUGA